CGCGGGCCGGGCCGCCUCAGCCACUGCCGUCGGGGAAGGUCCCAGAGCGGUCAUGGCCUCGCGAAGUGCCCGCCCCGGCCCAAGCCCUCAGCACCCCGGGCAGUAGCUCCGAGGAGAAUCGGCCUGGACGUCGCGGACGGCUGGGCGGGCAGCAUGGAGGAGGCGCACCUGCUCCCGGCUGCCGACGUGCUGCGCCGCUUCUCGGUGACAGCCGAGGGAGGCUUGAGCCCGGAGCAGGUGACCGACGCGCGGAAGCGCUACGGCCCCAACGGCCUCCAUUUCACUUCUGUGAAAGGGGGUGGGGACGGAAGCUCCUCUGCCCCUCUGGUCUCAUCCUAAGAGCUCCCUACUGAGGAAGGGAAGUCCCUGUGGGAGCUGGUGCUGGAGCAGUUUGAGGACCUCUUGGUACGCAUCCUGCUGCUGGCAGCCCUGGUCUCCUUUGUCCUGGCCUGGUUCGAGGAGGGUGAAGAGACCACGACUGCCUUUGUGGAGCCCCUCGUCAUCAUGCUGAUCCUGGUGGCCAAUGCCAUCGUGGGAGUGUGGCAGGAACGCAAUGCUGAGAGUGCCAUUGAGGCCUUGAAGGAGUAUGAGCCUGAGAUGGGUAAGGUGAUCCGCUCUGACCGCAAAGGUGUGCAGAGGAUCCGAGCCCGGGACAUUGUCCCUGGGGACAUUGUGGAAGUGGCAGUGGGAGACAAGGUGCCUGCUGACCUCCGCCUCAUUGAGAUCAAGUCAACCACGCUUCGAGUGGACCAGUCCAUCCUGACAGGGGAAUCUGUGUCUGUGACCAAGCACACAGACGCCAUCCCAGACCCCAGAGCCGUGAACCAGGACAAGAAGAACAUGCUGUUUUCUGGCACCAAUAUUGCAUCAGGCAAAGCCCUGGGUGUGGCUGUGGCCAUAGGCCUGCACACAGAGCUGGGCAAGAUUCGGAGCCAGAUGGCAGCUGUGGAGCCUGAGAGGACACCACUGCAGCGCAAGCUGGAUGAGUUUGGGAGGCAGCUGUCCCAUGCCAUCUCGGUGAUCUGUGUGGCUGUAUGGGUCAUCAACAUCGGCCACUUUGCUGACCCAGCCCACGGUGGAUCGUGGCUCCGGGGUGCAGUCUACUACUUCAAGAUUGCCGUGGCCCUGGCUGUGGCUGCUAUCCCCGAGGGCCUCCCAGCAGUCAUCACUACAUGCCUGGCACUGGGCACAAGGCGUAUGGCACGUAAGAAUGCCAUCGUGCGGAGCCUGCCCUCUGUGGAGACCCUGGGCUGCACCUCAGUCAUCUGCUCUGACAAGACAGGGACGCUCACCACCAAUCAGAUGUCUGUCUGCAGGAUGUUUGUGGUAGCUGAAGCAGAGGCAAGCUCCUGUAGUUUGCAUGAAUUCACCAUCUCCGGUACCACAUAUACCCCAGAGGGCGAAGUGCGACAAGGAGAGCAGCCUGUGCGCUGUGGGCAGUUUGAUGGACUUGUGGAGCUAGCGACCAUUUGCGCCCUUUGCAAUGAUUCAGCACUGGACUACAAUGAGGCCAAUUGCGUGUAUGAGAAGGUAGGAGAGGCCACGGAGACAGCCCUGACUUGCCUCGUAGAGAAGAUGAACGUGUUUGACACAGACCUGAAAGCGCUGUCCCGGGUGGAGCGCGCUGGCGCCUGCAACUCGGUCAUCAAGCAACUCAUGCGGAAGGAGUUCACCCUCGAGUUCUCCCGGGACCGGAAGUCCAUGUCUGUGUACUGCACACCUACCCGUCCUGACCCCAAAACCCAAGGCAGCAAGAUGUUUGUGAAGGGAGCUCCCGAGAGUGUCAUUGAGCGCUGUAGCUCAGUCCGAGUGGGGAGCCGAACAGCACCCCUGAAUACCACCUCCAGGGAACACAUUCUGGCCAAGAUCCGGGAUUGGGGCUCAGGCUCUGACACAUUGCGAUGCUUAGCAUUGGCCACCAGAGACACACCCCCAAGGAAGGAGGACAUGCGAUUGGAUGACUGCAGCCAGUUUGUACAGUAUGAGACAGACCUGACCUUCGUGGGCUGUGUGGGCAUGUUAGACCCACCGAGACCAGAGGUGGCUGCCUGUAUCACACGCUGCUCCCGAGCGGGCAUUCGAGUCGUCAUGAUCACAGGAGACAACAAAGGCACAGCUGUGGCCAUCUGCCGUCGACUUGGCAUCUUUGGGGACACAGAAGAUGUGCUGGGCAAGGCCUACACGGGCCGUGAAUUUGAUGACCUCAGCCCAGAGCAGCAGCGCCACGCUUGCCGCACCGCCCGCUGCUUUGCCCGUGUGGAACCAGCACAUAAGUCUCGCAUCGUGGAGAACCUGCAGUCCUUUAAUGAGAUCACUGCCAUGACUGGCGAUGGGGUGAAUGACGCACCAGCCCUGAAGAAGGCAGAGAUUGGCAUCGCCAUGGGCUCAGGCACCGCUGUGGCCAAGUCAGCAGCAGAGAUGGUACUGUCCGAUGACAACUUUGCCUCCAUCGUGGCUGCAGUGGAGGAGGGCCGGGCCAUCUACAACAACAUGAAGCAAUUUAUCCGCUACCUCAUCUCCUCCAAUGUUGGUGAGGUUGUCUGCAUCUUCCUCACAGCAAUUCUGGGCCUGCCUGAAGCCCUGAUCCCUGUGCAACUGCUGUGGGUAAACCUGGUGACAGAUGGCCUCCCUGCCACAGCACUUGGCUUCAACCCACCAGAUCUGGACAUCAUGGAGAAGCUGCCUCGGAACCCCCGUGAGGCUCUCAUCAGUGGCUGGCUUUUCUUCCGGUAUUUGGCUAUUGGAGUGUAUGUAGGCCUGGCUACGGUGGCUGCCGCCACCUGGUGGUUCCUAUAUGACGCCGAGGGACCUCAAGUCACCUUCUAUCAGCUGAGGAACUUCCUGAAGUGCUCUGAAGACAACCCACUCUUUGACGGCAUCGACUGUGAGGUCUUUGAGUCCCGCUUCCCCACAACCAUGGCCUUAUCUGUGCUUGUGACCAUUGAAAUGUGCAAUGCCCUCAACAGCGUCUCAGAGAACCAGUCACUGCUGCGCAUGCCACCCUGGCUGAACCCUUGGCUGCUGGGGGCUGUGGUCAUGUCCAUGGCUCUGCACUUCCUCAUCCUUCUGGUGCCUCCCCUGCCUCUCAUUUUCCAGGUGACCCCACUGAGUGGCCGGCAGUGGGGGGUGGUGCUCCAGAUGUCUUUGCCUGUCAUCCUGCUCGAUGAGGCCCUCAAGUAUCUGUCCAGGAACCACAUGGAUGGUAUUCUCAGGACAAUUGUGCAGGCCUGGAGUAGGCAACCGCCGACCACUUCCAGGACCCCAUACCACACCGGAAAAAAAGGACCUGAAGUAAGUUCUGGGAUCAGAGAGGAGUCUCCAGUAUGGCUGUCGGACUGAGAGUGUCCAAGCAUUCGCCCCCGUUCCCACCCCUGCCACAACACUCAGCCACCUGUCUACUGGACCCUGCUGGACAUAACAGGCCUGAAACAAGAUUGGUCACCUUUAGUCCCAACCCCAGGUCCCUGUCUCCAUUUCCAGCCCUCCCUACAGCUCUGGCCCAGAAGUUGAGCCCAGGAGGGGCGGCUAAGAAGCCAAAGCUGGCCGCAGAGACACCACAUAUUACCCACAGCUCUACAACCUUUCCCCUGCUUGGAGGCUGGGCAUUUGCUCACUGGGUUUGCUUGCUAACUCAUGCCUCUGCCCUGAUGGAGGACUCAUGGGGGCCUUCUUACAGACUCUGACCUCUUGCUUAGUUUGGAUCUGGAGCCUACUCAGCUGUGGGAGAAGGAGUCAGAGGGGACCAUCUGGGCCCAGCUGUGAUCACAAGGAAGGGCACCCCCUUCCACUUGGCUCUGCCUCCACCAAGUCCAAUUCUGAGAGCGGGAGCCUGUGUCUGUUUAUGUAUGUGCUGGACCCAGGGUUGAGGGAUCACAGACAGAUAGGAACACAAGAAUUGGGGCAGGUGGGGUGGAGUCGGGAAUUAGGGGAUGGGGCUUGGACAAUACAGGGGACACAACACAGGACUCCCUUUCCCAGGAGCUCAGCCCUAUUCCCACCUCUCGGCUCACUGCCUCAGCUCAUGACGAUUGAGGGUGACCUCGUCUGUAUAGCAGAGGCCAGUUUUCCUGUCCGUGUCCCUGGUGCCUGAGACUCCAGACAUCCCUGGGUCCGUGCCAGCCUCUUCUGCCACCCAGCCUGGUGUGAGGCAUGCCACUUGCUGCAGGGCUGGGUGACUCCAAGUCUCCUGGGCUCCCGGCAUUACUCUUCGCCCUGCUCUUCCCACCAUACGUCUUUGAGUCAAAGAGAUGUCACUGGGAUGGGUGCUCCGUGAGGGACUGCCUACCCCUGCCCCCCACUGAAAGAAAUCAUCUCACGGGAUCUAUCAGAUGAACUGGUUUUGGUGUUGCUUGGGUCCCCCCCCCCCGUGGUUGUUCCUCUUAACCCUGCUGUCGCUCCUUUGGCAACAAACUAGUCAGGUGUCACAGAAAACAGAGUGCAUGCCUGUCUGCGUGACUUAGUUCUGCCUCAAGUGUGUACAGUGUGAUUAUUUUAUAUGUAAAUCAAGAUUCACAUCACUAUCCUGACCCCCAGUAGCAAAAGCCUCACCCCCUCGGCCUGCCUUGCAGACAGAUGGACUCCAUGUUUGGCAGCUUACUCCUGCAAUCCUCUCUCCCCUCAGGCGGGUUCUGGAGGGGCCUUAGAGAGAAACACGUUAGAGGGAUGGCUUGGCUGUUCUAGCUGCCCUGCACCCACCUGCUGACAUGCUUUCUGGUAGAGAAAUAAAGGUGUGUGUAUGGGGA
This is a messenger RNA of Mesocricetus auratus (golden hamster), 4742 nucleotides long. RefSeq names its product ATPase sarcoplasmic/endoplasmic reticulum Ca2+ transporting 3 (gene Atp2a3). Gene Ontology annotation, cellular component: membrane. Lineage: Eukaryota; Metazoa; Chordata; Mammalia; Rodentia; Cricetidae. Gene Ontology annotation, biological process: calcium ion transmembrane transport; intracellular calcium ion homeostasis. Bases 505 to 3339 code for a protein of 944 amino acids. The transcript is spliced from 23 exons. Gene Ontology annotation, molecular function: ATP hydrolysis activity; P-type calcium transporter activity; ATP binding. The record is from RefSeq and is a predicted model, not a curated record.